UGAACCAAUAUCAGUAUGCCGAAUACGAAUCAUUUUCGAGGAUUUAGUGUCAAGUUGGCCUUGAUCUUUUGCUUCAAGCUGUCGAUUGCCACCUUUCCCAAAUGGCUCGAUCCUUCAUCAGAAGUGUCGUCAACAAGCAAUAGUUGGAAUGCGGUCUUAGAUCAUGUUCGUGGGCAGCCCGAAGGCUCGCAGCCACAAGCGGAUGUCCAUCACAUGAGGAUUGCGCAAACCACAUCGGGUGGAAUGGUCGAUAGAUCAAAAUUAACACACCUUGAUUUGAAUCAACAGUUUGUAGACGACGAAUGGUGGCAUGGCGAGCUACCCGGCCUCGACACUCACAAGAAACGUAAACGGGUUAUAAAAUCCGAAUUUCCUCACGGCCGGCCUCCGUCCCACGCCGGGUCAUCAGUAAUGAAUGGCCAUUCGGACCCACCCCCAGCGCAGAACGUCGUUGGGCAGCUUGCCUCACUUUCAAAAAAUUACCCCAUAGCUAAUCAGGUUGUGAAAUCGGAAUUUCCUCAGUUCAAUCCACCCCAGACGGUGUCACCAGUGAUCCAUGGUGAUUUGGGAGCACAACGCGCUGGGACCAUCUUUGGGCAGGUUGCCUCACUGGAGAACACACACCCAACAAGCUUUCCAAAUGUAAAUCUGGGAUAUGCUCGUGACCAUGUUGCUCCAGCCCAGUCCCAGUUUAGAGUGAGCGCCAGUUGCUCCAAUGCACAAGAGGCUGGGAAGGGCUUCAAUCAGAAAACGACUCCACUCUCAAAGCUAGUCCCCGGAUCUGUUCAAGCUGUAGAAUCUGGACCUUCUCGCUCCAAUGCUAUCGUUUAUCCUACCUUUGGAAAUAUGCCAUUUAUCAGUAGUCAUUCCAAGGGACAACCAUCUAAGGAAAGUACCAAUCAGGGAAAUGCUUUGCACGCGAACACGCAUCUCCCAAAUCCUGCAAAAAAUGAUGGAAAUGCAGUCGCAAACCAUCCUGUCAAGCUGGAACAUCCUGAAGCGGCACUAGAUCAGACCCAACCACCAGUGGGUGUCAGUCAAUCUCAUACACAGACUGCUAUGAAGGGAUUGGAUCAGGAGGAUUACUUUUACUCAAGCAAACAUUCCAGACUUGUUCAGGCUGCAGAAUCAGGACCCUCUUGCUCCAAUGAUAUUGUGUAUACCACCCCUUCUCAUAUGCCAGCAAUUGUUAAUCAUCUCAAUUCUCAACGAUAUAAGAAAGGGGUCAAUCAAGAAAACAAUUCAAACCCAAACAGAUACCUGCAAAAUUUAGCAGAAGUUUAUCAAAAUUCAGUGGUAAGGCAUCCUGUAAAACUGGAAUAUCCUGAGCUUGCUCCACACUAUCACCAGGCCCAGUUACCUGUGAUUGAAAGUUGCAGAGUCAGGAACUUCUCAUACCAGAAUCUCUACAGCUCAUGA
Molecule: messenger RNA, 1419 nt
Organism: Puccinia graminis f. sp. tritici CRL 75-36-700-3
Lineage: Eukaryota; Fungi; Basidiomycota; Pucciniomycetes; Pucciniales; Pucciniaceae
Exons: 4
Coding region: 16-1419 (467 amino acids)
Source: RefSeq, a predicted model, not a curated record